Molecule: messenger RNA, 646 nt
Organism: Actinia tenebrosa (Australian red waratah sea anemone)
Lineage: Eukaryota; Metazoa; Cnidaria; Anthozoa; Actiniaria; Actiniidae
Product: pterin-4-alpha-carbinolamine dehydratase-like
Biological process (GO): tetrahydrobiopterin biosynthetic process
Molecular function (GO): 4-alpha-hydroxytetrahydrobiopterin dehydratase activity
Source: RefSeq, a predicted model, not a curated record
CCACGCUUCGAGAAGAUCCUUGUACAAGCUUUAGAAAGAAGCUCAUUGUCAGGUGUUUUGUUCAGUUAUUAAAAUGGCUAGUGUGGAUGCUAAACGGCUCAAGCUGGACAUGGAAGAGAGAAGCACUCUUCUGCCAAGUCUUCGUAAUGCAGGAUGGUCAGAAGUCGAAGGAAGAGACGCCAUUUACAAAGAAUUCUUAUUCAAGGAUUUCAACGAGGCGUUUGGCUUCAUGGCGCGAGUGGCGCUCAAAGCAGAAAAGAUGGAUCACCAUCCCGAAUGGUUUAACGUCUAUAACAAGGUUCAAGUCACGCUAAGCACACACGAAUGCAGUGGAUUGUCUCCUAGAGAUAUUAAACUUGCUACUUUUAUGGAAGAAGUCGUCAAGUCUCAGAAAGAUUGAAGCUUGCAUAUUAAAGACACAGACUGGCCCUCUUUUAACCCUGGGCAUAAAAGAACCUUUACUAAAAAAGAGASGUUAGUUUAUCUAGCUGUUCGAGGUCGUGCAUUCCUAGGUAAAUCUCAAGUUUUCUAAAGUAAACGUCAAGAAAGAUAGACAAAAMGAAAACCUUUUUUAAGUUUAAAUAUGGUGAAUGGAAAAGUUAAAAGUUAUCAAAAAAUUUAAAUUAAAGUAGCAAUAAAAAUUGAU